GGAGACCCCAGGCCCCAGGAAGGAGAGCCAGGACAGUACUGGUUCCCGGCUCCCCACACCGCCAUGGCUUUGCCGCUGAGGCCCCUGAGCCGGGGCUUGGCCAGCGCUGCCAAAGAAGGCCACGGAGGGACAGGAGCUCGCACCUGGCGCCUGCUGACCUUCGUGCUGGCGCUGCCGAGCGUGGCCCUCUGCACCCUCAACGCCUAUCUCCAUUCAGGCCACCGCCCGCGCCCCGAGUUCAUUGCUUACCCCCACCUCCGCAUCCGCACUAAGCGCUUCCCCUGGGGGGACGGCAACCACACUCUGUUCCACAAUUCCCACGUCAACCCUCUGCCCACUGGUUACGAAAGCUCCUGAGGCCCCUGACGCCCACGGGUGCAAUAAAGGUGUGAAGCUUCAA
This is a messenger RNA of Callithrix jacchus (white-tufted-ear marmoset), 400 nucleotides long. RefSeq names its product cytochrome c oxidase subunit 6A2 (gene COX6A2). Gene Ontology annotation, molecular function: enzyme regulator activity. Lineage: Eukaryota; Metazoa; Chordata; Mammalia; Primates; Cebidae. Gene Ontology annotation, biological process: mitochondrial electron transport, cytochrome c to oxygen. The record is from RefSeq and is a predicted model, not a curated record. Gene Ontology annotation, cellular component: respiratory chain complex IV; mitochondrial inner membrane.